AUGGGGGCCGCCUUCGCUGCGCUCGGCAGCUUUUUAGCCAAUCGACGCCGCCUUCGCUGCGCUCGGCAGCCAGUAGAACGCGCACGGACAACACACUCCACUAGGGGGGAGGUGGAGGACUUGGAGCUGACACUGAAGCAGUGGCUGGAAAUUCGAAGCCAGCGGAGACCUUCCGGCGGACGGGACAUCACUGAACAAUCCGGUACAACGAUCGAUAAAACUGUGGACGCAGCUCCUGCUGUGUGGGAGGAGAUAUGUAAGAAUCAACUCUGUCGGCGACUUAAAGCUGAACGAGAAAAUACUCGCCUAAAGAGUCAGUACGACGAAGAAAUGCAAGUCGCUAAGAAGCGGAAUGCGACCCAGCCCGAGGCUGUCAGACAUGUCCGCCGUACGAAUCUCCCACCAGGAUACAUGAAACGUAUCGCGGCAGCUCUUUUCGAAGAACUUUCCGCGGGUCUCGAAGUCUGUUAUCUCUUGGACGAGUCAGUACUUGGCACGAACACUUGUAUUCCUCCCAGUAUGGCAUCUCGAAUGCCACUGUUACGUGGAGGAGUGCAGGGUGAAGAGAUGACACUCUUCGAUCGAAGGGUGCUACCUUUCGGUGCGCAUGCCACUGGCGAGGCUUGGUGGCGAUACUUGCACAACUACAGAGGCCACAAGGAGGAGAUCUCCACUAACGUGGUUGUGGAGUGUUUUGGAGUGGAGAUGAAGGACUGCAAGGCCAAUACUUCUGUCACAUCUUACGGACAGCAAAUAGUACGGCGAGAUGUGGAACCGGACCGCAUCGUGUACGUCUGGAACGCGUAUCUCGAGCCGUUUCUAUUCGACAAUGAACAAGUCGGCGGCAUUUACUUCUUGGAGCAAUGCCACUUGAUCAUCAAGCCGGAAGAUGAGGACAAUGGAGACGAGGUUUCCUCAUGCAUGUCAAGCUGUUAUGCUGUCACGCCGUAUUUUAUGGAUGCAGCUCUACAGAGUGACCCAAGAGCAGCAGCUCUCGUCGAUUUCUUGGUGGGCGCACUGUUCUUCCAUAUGAAGGCCCAUAACGAUAUGGUCGAGGACCUACUGCUGGAUCAAGCUCUGCAAAAACGUAGCCUCUUGGAGAUCCGCUUUAAGAACCUCACGCUAAGUGCAGACAUGGUGGAGGUUGAUACCGACGAGAAGGCGGAGCUCCCGACCAUCACCAACUACGUCAAACAUCGCUAUGGCAGCUGUUGCUCCAAGAAGAUAACGACACGUCGAGAGAUCUUGAAAAAUAUCAGCGGCGUCUUCAAGCCCGGAACUAUGACACUUGUGCUCGGACAACCUGGGUCUGGCAAAUCGGCUCUCAUGAAGGUGCUGAGUGGAAGGUUCCCUAUGGACAAGAACGUCAUGCUACAGGGUGACAUCACCUACAACGGCAUGCCACACAAAGAGCUACUACCUCAGCUGCCGCAACUCGUCUCGUACGUAGGGCAAACGGAUCAGCAUUUCCCCAUGCUGUCCGUACGUGAGACGCUCGAGUUUGCUCACGCCUUCAGCGGCCCACAACGUCUUAAUGAUGGAAUACCAGAACGUAAUCAAGCUGCUCUGGUAGCUCGAGCCAUAUCCAACAACUACCCCACCAUCGUCAUCCAACAACUUGGUCUUCAAGUUUGUCAGAAUACUCUUGUGGGUGACAAUAUGAUACGAGGUAUCUCGGGUGGCGAGAAGAAGCGCCUGACAACGGGAGAGAUGGAGUUUGGCAACAAGGUCGUGUGUAUGAUGGACGAGAUCAGCACUGGACUGGAUAGUGCCGCUACGUUUGACAUCAUCAACAUGCACCGUAGCGUCGCCAAGAAACGCCAGAAGACCGUCGUCAUCUCGCUACUGCAACCAUCCCCCGAAGUCUUCGCUCUGUUCGACAACAUCCUUCUUCUGAACGAUGGAGAAGUCCUCUAUCAUGGUCCGCGCAAUCAAGUCGUUGAAUACUUCAAAGGUCUUGGGUUUGAAUGCCCUCCACGUCGUGACAUCGCCGAAUUUCUAGUGGAUCUCUGCAGUGACGAACAAUACAAAUACCAAGUCAAUCUACACGGCAAGACGCAUCCACAGCAACCCGUCGAGUUCGCCGAAUCGUUCGCACACUCGGAGAUUCGUAUUGCGACGCUAACGGAGCUGUACACUCCGGUGUCUCCAGGUCUACUUGAAGAUAUGGAAGCUUACCUGAAACUCUUACCGGAAUUCCACCAGUCUUUCUGGACUAGUACCUGGACGCUCAUGCGACGUCAGCUGCUAGUGACAGUCCGGAACAAGGCGUUUCUUCGCGGUAAGGCGGUACUGCUCGUUCUCAUGGGUCUUCUCUACGCUAGUGUCUUCUAUCAGUUCGACUUUGAAGACGUUCAGGUGGUGAUGGGCAUCAUUUUCUUCUCCAUCAUGUACCUCGCUCUAGCGCAGACCCCCAUGCUCCCGGUUUAUUUCGCAGCGCGCGACGUAUUCUACAAGCAACGACGCGCUAAUUUUUACCGUACAGCGAGUUACGUGGUCUCCAUGAGUGUCAGUCAGAUCCCUAUGACGUUGGUGGAGAGUCUUGUAUUCGGGACAUUGGUGUACUGGUUGUGUGGCUUCGUGCAGACUGCGGGGGCGUAUAUUUUGUUCGAGUUGUUGCUGUUCUUGACCAAUUUGGCCUUCUCGGCCUUUUUCUUCUACGUUUCGUGCGUCACGGUGGAUGUCCAUGUAGCCAAGCCGUUAGCGAUGGUAUCGCUGUUAAUUUCGAUCUUAUUUUCGGGCUUCGUAGUUAUCCGGACGAAGAUCCCGACCUGGUUCAUCUGGAUCUACUGGCUCGACCCCAUCUCGUGGGGACUUCGCAGUCUGGCUGUUAGUCAGUAUCGUCAUGACGAGUUCGAUCAGUGUGUGGUGACUAUGAACGGCACCGAUUACUGCGCUGAAUACGGGAUGACUAUGGGCGAAUAUUACUUGAAGUUCUACGAUAUCCAGACGGAGCGAGCUUGGAUCGGGUACGGAAUUGUCUUUAACCUUGUUAUCUACUUCCUCUGCAUGUUCCUCGCUUAUCGAGCGUUAGAAUUCAACCGUAUCGAGACACCGACAACCCUCGUGGCACCUAAGAAGAAGCUGACAACCGACUACGUUCAACUGACAACACCAAAGGCCCAAGAAGGUAAAAUACGAGGUGAAAUAUCGGUAUUGUUGUCGACUCGAGAAAAGAACUUUGUACCCGUUACGGUAGCGUUCCGAGACUUGUGGUACACAGUCCCGAACCCACGAACCAAGACCGACUCUAUCGAGUUACUAAAGGGUGUAUCAGGGUACGCACUUCCAGGCCAAAUGACAGCACUUAUGGGUGCAACUGGAGCUGGCAAGACGACGCUAAUGGACGUGAUUGCUGGUCGGAAAACAGGGGGAAAAGUUCGAGGCGAGAUCUUGUUGAACGGCUUUCCCGCUACGGACUUGGCGAUCAGACGUUGCACGGGGUACUGCGAGCAGAUCGAUGUUCACGCAGACUCGGCUACGAUUCUGGAGGCCUUGACGCUCAGUGCAUUCUUACGUCAAGGUAGCGACGUAUCAUCUGAAAGCAAGUAUGAUUCCGUGACGGAAUGUCUGGAGCUUCUCGAGUUGGAUUCGAUCGCUGAUCGAUGUGUACGUGGUUGCUCAGUGGAGCAGUUGCAGCGCUUAACUAUUGGCGUGGAACUCGCAGCUCAGCCGAGUGUCCUCUUCCUCGAUGAACCGACUAGUGGACUGGACGCUCGUGCGGCUAAAGUCAUUAUGGACGGGGUACGGAAGGUGGCUAAUACCGGAAGAACUAUCCUGUGUACGAUCCACCAGCCGUCCACUGAAGUCUUCAUGCUUUUUGAUAGUCUACUGCUACUUAAGCAAGGGGGCGAGACGGUAUUUUACGGCGAUCUCGGUGAUCGUUGCCGUAACCUCAUCGACUACUUUGAGGGUAUCCCUCACGUACCCAAGCUCCCAGAUGAAUAUAACCCAGCUACGUGGAUGCUGGAGGUUAUUGGUGCUGGUGUGGACCACUCUGUCGACAUGAAUGUGAAUUUUGUUCAGGAAUUUCACGAUAGUAGUCUCAAAACCACGUUGAACCGGAACUUGAGUAAGGAAGGCGUGGCUGUGCCGGUGUCGGGCCAAGACGAACUCUCCUUUACCAACAAACGUGCAGCCAGUAACGUGACACAGCUGCACAUGGUUACUCAACGUUUCUUCCGGAUGUACUGGCGCAUACCGACGUAUAACUGGACACGUAUAGUGGUGUAUACUGUCAUGGGACUUCUUUUCGGACUGGUAUUUGUUGACGCCAACUAUACGACGUACCAGGAAGUAAACAGCGGACUCGGGAUGAUCUUCUGCACCACCGCAUUCCUCGGUAUCGUAUCACUGAAUAGCGCUGUGCCAGUGACUUCGGAGCAACGCGCUUCAUUCUAUCGCGAACGAGCGUCGCAGAGUUACAAUUCCUUCUGGUAUUUCCUGGGUUUUACGCUCGCUGAGAUCCCGUAUGUACUCGUAUCAAGUCUGAUCUUCACUGUAACCUGCUUGCCUCUAGCAGGCUUCACUGACAUCGGAGACCUCGCUUUCUACUGGCUAAACCUGACUCUCCACGUACUGUGCCAGAUCUACUUAGGUCAACUGCUGUCGUUUGCUAUGCCGAGUAUGGAGGUUGCGGCGUUGCUGGGCGUUCUCUUCAACUCCAUCUUCGUUCUCUUCAUGGGUUUCAACCCACCAGCUAGUGCCAUCCCACAAGGCUACAGGUGGCUCUUCGAUAUCACUCCACAGCGCUACUCUCUCAUGCUCUUCACUGCACUACUCUUUGGCAAUUGUCCGGAUGAAGACUAUACGCAAGUGACCCAGUCUUUAAAAACGGGUGUGUCAGUGGACAUGACCGAAUUCCCGAGAGGUUGCCAGAUUCUGGAGAACGCACCUCAAGCUGUGGGCAGAAUUCCAAUUCGAAGCUACCUGGACAUCGUGUUUGAUAUCCGACACGACGAUAUUCGCUACUACAUGCUGAUCAACUUCGUCAUGAUGUUGGUGCUACGGCUCCUCGCACUACUCGCACUGCGAUUUAUCAACCACCAAAAGAAGUAA
Messenger RNA from Phytophthora infestans T30-4, 5058 nucleotides. RefSeq names its product ATP-binding Cassette (ABC) Superfamily. Bases 1 to 5058 code for a protein of 1685 amino acids. Gene Ontology annotation, molecular function: ATP binding; ABC-type transporter activity; ATP hydrolysis activity. The transcript has 5 exons. Gene Ontology annotation, cellular component: membrane. Lineage: Eukaryota; Oomycota; Peronosporomycetes; Peronosporales; Peronosporaceae. The record is from RefSeq and is a predicted model, not a curated record.